AUGGCACCCCACCGCGAGUCUAACUUUUCCCUCAGCCAGAGCGGCAGCUAUGGAUCUAUCACCAGUAGUUUGGCCAAGAUUGAGAAUGAGAAGAAGAAGUUGCCUCCUACUACCGGCAGUCCAGACCAGGAUCAACUGCGACUGCUGGAAGCGUACCAAGACAAAGAUCUCGACCCAAGCAUGUCACAGCACCAACAAACUGGAGGCAACGAAAACAAUUCUCGUUCGCAGUGGCGUCAAAUGGCCAUCUGUCUGUUGUGUGGAUUGCUGGGCGGGUUGCUGCUCUCUAGUGCGUGCUUUUCUGGAGAACUUUCACGGAACACCGUGCGCAGCAACCAAUCUUCUUCAGCUGCAAGCAGUCCACAUCCGAGCAAAGAUCAAGACCAGGUUUCGGACGACCUGGAUCGUUUUGAGUACAUUGUAGUGGGUGGAGGACCGGCUGGCAUCCUGGCAGCUUCGAGGUUGGCGAGAGAAAUCCCCACUGCUCGAGUGGCUCUGCUCGAGUCUGGCACAACCAGUCAAACUUCCGUUCUGGCGUCAUUGUCGAAACAGCAAGCCAAGAAAAGACGCAAACAAAGGGCGGAAUCAGAGGCAGAAACAACAGCAACAAUCAUUAAUGUCGAAGGAACCACGGAGGGUUUGACAGUAGGAGAGGCGUCGUCAAGUGCAGGUCUUGUAGGAGGUGCUCUAGACAAAUUUGACUGCCCGUUAAUGUGGAGUGCUGUGGCAGGGACAGAGCGAAGAAUUCAGCAGACGUUUCAGUUGCAACCGGAUCCCAAAACAUCCACAUACUGGCCCGUUCCUGGAGUGUUGUUGGCACGGGGGCUGGGAGGAUGCGGUUUGCACAAUGCAAUGAUCUACGUGCGAUCCCUCCCCUCUUGCUUUGAGAAAUGGAACUUGACCAACUGGGACUUUUAUGAGCACAUGCUCCCAGUUUACAAGGCAUUGGAAACGUUUGUGCCGUUCAGCCAGCUACCGUCCACACUCGUUUCUAACAAUCAAACCGGAACCUCAACAACGAGAGGAGACUGGCUUGAGCAUCGGGGGCGCAAUGGUCCCAUCCGGACUUCGACUGCAGGUCCGCAACUCGAUAAAGUUGGAGAGUAUUUCAUUGAGAGUGCCCUGGCCAGCGGCUUGCCCUGGGCAGGUGCAAAUCAUACUGGUGGUGGUGCCGGGAGCUUCAAUCAUAUCGGUGAGGACGACCGGAUAGGUGUCGGGUACUACGAAUUCAACAUUCGCAAUGGAGUGCGCCACUCGGUCGCCAAUGCCAUGUUGGGCAUUCGAGGCAGCACGCCAACGUGGAAAUUUCCUCCGCAAGAAGCAUCUGCUGAAUCGUCGAAACAACAAUACACAACGAUCAACGACGAUGGGAUUCCCUCCAACCUCCUAGUUUUGAUAGGCUACACAGUGACUGAACUGAUGUGGGACAAGUCAACCAUGAAUGGAAUCGAAAAACCGAGGGCACGGGGCGUAUCGUUUGUCAACCACGCCAACGGUAAGCAGGGCAACAUAUUACUUCGCCAAUCAACCGGAACCAAGGGACCUUUACCUCAAGUUAUAUUGGCCGCUGGAAGCAUCAUGACCCCACAAGUUCUCUGGAACUCGGGUAUAGGUGACGGAGGAUCGGUUGCUAAUCUCACUGGUGUAGGCAAAAACCUCAUGGACCAUCCAGUGCUAGGCAUGGCCUACCAGCUCAAUCCCGAAAUAACUCAAGAUGCAACUCCGCUGUAUGCCGUAGCGGAUGAAAUGGAAGAUUAUGCCCUCGCAGUUCAAGUUUUGAACAGCCUGGACGACCAAACACAACCCGACAACAAUCAUCCUGGGGGAUCAGGUUAUCACCACAACCACGACAGGGAAGAAUUGGAAUCCAAACUUGGCACCUUUGGCACUCCCGGGUUUUCGGUUGGAGCCUUUUUGCGAUCGCCGUGGGCAGAAAAAGAAUCUCGACCAGGAGCUUCGGCACCACCAGAUAUCCAGUUGACAGUCUUCCCGCGGGUAAUAGAACCUCAUCAACCCAACGGUAAGGUGAUUGUUGACACCAACUUGCUGCAAUCCAAAGCGAUGCUUGUCACAGUUGCACUGCUACAGCCGGAUGCACGCUAUGAAGUAAAACCCGGAAACAUGAAGAGCUUACGCUCGGCUUCGCAUCCGGUCGACCAAACGGCAAGCAAUAACACGUCGCAAGCUACGGCUACAAGCAAGGACGCAAUCGCCUCUGCCUUUGCCAAUGCCCUGCAAUAUCCACUUCCAUCAAUCGUCCUUCCCAAAGGCAAAAAGGAGUAUCUCACAAACAAGGAUGUAGAGCGCUUGGCAUGGGGGAUGCGACAAGCCCACCGCAUCAUGACGUCUCACCCCAUGUCCAACUUCACCAAAACCCAAAUCUAUCCAGGUCCCAGUGUCAUGGACGUGGAGGGCGCAGAAGAAACCUUGCAUCAAUACAUCAGGGCUAAUCAACUUGCGAACAGCCACUGGGUAGGCACGGCAAAGAUGGGCAACGAUGACGAUCCCCUUGCCGUCUUGGAUGAGUCCUUGCGUGUACGGCUUGUAGAUGGAUUGCGAGUUUUUGAUGCAGCAGCCAUCCCCUACGUACCCAAUGGAAACACUCAUAGUACAGUUUGUGCAGUUGCCAGUCGAGGUGUUGAUCUGAUCCUGGCCGAAAGAAAAGCUGCUGAAAGAUGA
Seminavis robusta is the source of this 2679-nucleotide messenger RNA. Lineage: Eukaryota; Bacillariophyta; Bacillariophyceae; Naviculales; Naviculaceae. The record is from the annotation of a GenBank genome assembly.